AUGGAGAAGCUCAAGUAUCUUCAGAUCCUGUCCAUGAGUGAGGGGAGAAUGGAGCUGGAGAUUGUGGGCCAUUGUCAUCCAGAGGUGGUGAAGGCAGGAGCCGAGCAAAUGCAAUCUCUGAACACCAACACCCGGUUUUUGCAUGACAACCUGGUGCUGUAUGCUGAAAGGCUGCAGGCCACUCUACCAGACAAGCUCUCUGUGUGCUACUUUGUCAACUCAGGCUCUGAAGCCAAUGACCUGGCCCUCCGACUUGCAUGGCAGUACACAGGCCACAAAGAUAUCAUUACCCUGGAAAAUGCUUACCAUGGUCACGUGUCAUCGCUAAUCGACAUUAGUCCGUAUAAGUUCCACCAGCUGUCAGAUGCUGAGCAAAAUCAGUUUGUCCAUGUGGCUCCAAGCCCGGAUGUAUACAGAGGCAAAUACCGGGCAGACCAUCCUGAUGCAGCUACAGUAUAUGCAGAUGAAGUCAAAGCUAUAAUAGACAACGUUCAUAACAAAGGGCACAAGAUAGCUGCUUUUAUUGCUGAGUCACUGCAGAGUUGUGGCGGCCAGGUAAUCCCCCCAGUGGGUUACUUCAAGCAAGUGGCUGACCAUGUCCAUAAAGCAGGAGGUGUUUUUAUCGCAGAUGAGGUUCAGGUGGGCUUUGGCCGAGUUGGCUCUCACUUCUGGGCCUUCCAGCUUCAGGGAGAUGAUUUUGUACCAGACAUCAUCACAAUGGGUAAACCUAUUGGCAACGGCCACCCCAUGUCAUGUGUGGUCACCACCAGGGAAGUGGCCGAGGCCUUCAUGUCGUCUGGAAUGGAGUACUUCAAUACAUUUGGUGGUAACCCUGUAUCGUGUGCCAUCGGUUUGGCCGUCCUGGAUGUGAUUGAGAAAGAGGAUCUGCAGGGAAAUGCGCUGCGUGUGGGCCAGUACCUCACCAACCUGCUGGAAAAACAAAAGGAGAAGCAUCCGCUGAUUGGAGACAUUAGGGGGCGUGGUCUCUUUGUUGGUGUGGAACUGGUGAAGGACAGAGUGAAGCUCACUCCAGCAACAGCAGAAGCCCAGGAAGUCAUAUAUAAGUUAAAGGAACAGCACAUCCUUUUAAGCGCUGAUGGACCUCAUCGCAAUGUGCUGAAAUUCAAGCCCCCUCUGUGCUUCACAACAGAGGAUGCUGACCUGGUGGUGGAGAAGAUUGAUCUCAUUCUUAAAGAGCUGGAGGGAGCAUUGGGCUUGGAAGUGAACAACAGUGCAGAAAUGGAAAAGAGAAGAAAGCUUUCAACAGAUGAAAACGGACACAGCGGGUUAAAUCACAGCAAUGAAGGAGCCCAAAAACAAAGGAAACGGAUGAAGACAUAGAAAUGUUGGGGGGAAAAGGCCUCAGGAUUUUUUUUAUACUAUCAAAGGUUUUCAAAAAAAAAUAGUUUGAACCAAAAUAUCCUGCUGAUCCAGGAGAGAACAUUUAGAUAAAUGUAUUGUGCAAGCCAAAUUUUAUAUUGUUGUCAAAGUUAAAGAAAGAAAUCAGAAUGCUUGUGUGUAAAAUAUCAUGUUACUUUGGUAUCAAAACCCAUCCUCCCCUUUUAUCAGUGCAUGAGAUGGGCCACCAUUUGUUGACUGGUAAAUACCGUUAAAUCGCAUCACAUAAAAAACUAUAUUUCAGAACUCUUUGUGUCUUUCGUUCUCUAUCCAAGCUGUUUUUUUCCUUCUUCAUUUUUUUGAGUGAACAUCCACCAAACAGGGACACUGUUUGACAAGUCUUCAAUUAUUUACCAAUGUUCCACACAGACUUAUUUCAACCUCACGUCUGUUCUUUGUUAGCACAGUGAUGUGAAAAAGCAAUGAUAGCAAUUUUUUUUUUCAAAUAUUUUGGCAAACAACUGAUUAGUUCAGUUGUUCUGCAACAAUAAAUGAACUGAGUUGUAUUAAGUUAGGGU
This is a messenger RNA of Cyprinodon variegatus (sheepshead minnow), 1916 nucleotides long. RefSeq names its product ethanolamine-phosphate phospho-lyase (gene etnppl). Gene Ontology annotation, molecular function: ethanolamine-phosphate phospho-lyase activity; pyridoxal phosphate binding; transaminase activity. Gene Ontology annotation, cellular component: mitochondrion. Lineage: Eukaryota; Metazoa; Chordata; Actinopteri; Cyprinodontiformes; Cyprinodontidae. The record is from RefSeq and is a predicted model, not a curated record. The transcript is spliced from 12 exons. Bases 1 to 1341 code for a protein of 446 amino acids.